UUUUCUUUUCUCUGGAGGAAAUUUCAUAUUUUCACCUAGUCUGGUGAAUUACCCCCCAAGCAAUCUCAUGUGUGGAUGUCCUUUCUACAUUCUGUGUAGCCCAUAUAUGUAAAUUACUGUAAGUUGUUCUCUUUGUGGUGAUUUCUUCUUUUCCUUUCCCACAAGAUGAUGAUGAGUUUCUUAGUUUGUUCUGCAUGAUUUUUUAUAUCUGUACUGAAAGUAUAAACAUAGUUUUUGUGGUCACUAGUUCUUAGCUUUCUGAAGCAUGGGAUCAGACACUGCCUUCACAUGCUAGCUUGUCUCUUCGGAGAGCCCAAGCCUGCAUUCUUGUACAACCAAAUCCUUACUGGUGGUAGUGGGGAGUUUGAAGUCCAUAAGAGCAGUAGGAUCGGGCCCCAAAAUGUUAAUAAUAAAAAAUAGCCUUUGGACACGUAACUGAAUAGCAGAUAUGCUAGCCCUGAUAAUUUUAGCAUGUUGAUGCUGAAGUGUCUUUUUGGAUGGUAAAGCUUGCCACAUUAUGCUAUUAUUUCUCAUGUUUUUCCUUAAUUAUUAGAAGAAAGAUAGAUAAGGAGAUUGUUUGCACUGGAGCAAGAACCUCAUAGAAGUUUAACAAAGAUGAAUCUGCGUUCUGUAUUUACUGUAGAACAACAAAGGAUAUUACAGCGUUAUUAUGAAAAUGGAAUGACAAAUCAAAGUAAAAAUUGCUUUCAGCUCAUAUUACAGUGUGCACAAGAAACUAAACUGGACUUCAGUGUAGUCAGGACUUGGGUUGGCAAUAAAAGAAGAAAGAUGAGCAGCAAGAAUGUUGCAGAAUCUGGAGGUACCCCGCCACGGACUGUAUCUAGCACCCCUACAGUACUUCCAGAACCAGCAGUUAGAAAUGUGGUAAACACUGCUCGAUCCCAAAGCCAGCAGUCUUCUUGGACUUCCUCUAACAAUGAUGUAAUAGUGACUGGUAUAUACAGUCCUGCUACUACAUCUAGCAGGCAGGGCUGCACUAAACAGACUAAUGUUUCAGUGACUGAUAUACAUAAAAACUCUAGUCAGAGACCACCUGUAAAAAGUGAUACAGAAUUUCAGCAGCACAUACCUAUAGGACGACAAGCAGCAUCACACUGUAAAAAUGCCUCGCUAUUAUUGGGGGAAAAAACUAUAAUUUUGUCAAGACAGACAAGUGUAUUGAAUUCUGCAAACUCCAUAUACAAUCACACCAGGAAAAAUUAUGGUGGUUCUUCAGUUCAGACUGCGGAGUUGGUAUUGCCUCAGAAGCCAGUGAUAUGUCACAGGCCUUGUAAAGCUGAACCAAUUGGAUGUCAAAGGUUACAAAAACAUGAACACACAGCUAUUGUAUCACACAUCCCAUCUGGACAAAGGGCUAAUAUUCGAGACCCUUCUUGUAGCACACAAAACUUGGAAAUUCGUGAAGUUUUUUCCUUGGCAGUUACUGAUCAGCCUCAAAGGAUUAUGGGAGGAAAUACAUCACAGAAACAUUGUUCAGUGGAAGGCAGUUGCCUGUCUAUUGCAAUGGAAACAGGAGAUGUUGAUGAUGAAUAUGCUAGAGAAGAAGAGUUGGCAUCUAUGGGUGCACAGAUACAGAAUUAUUCAAGAUUUUGUGAAAGCAGCAGUUCCCUUCGAGCAGAGAACCAAAGCACAGCUUUGCCUGGGCCAGGAAGAAAUGUGAGCUGCAGCUCACAGAUGGUGAAUGCCAGGGACUUGCCUGACAACAUACUGUAUCAUAACAGAGACUACCAUUUGCCUCCACGGACCUCAUUACAUACAACAUCCAGUACACUGUACAGCAGUGCUAAUCCAUCAAGAAGUAAUUUUUCUCCUCAUUUUACAUCAUCAAAUCAACUGAGGCUCUCACAAAACCAAAACAAUUACCAGAUUUCAGGAAACCUUACUGUGCCUUGGAUUACAGGUUGUUCCAGAAAAAGAGCACUACAAGACCGCACACAGUUUAGUGACCGAGAUUUAGCCACCUUAAAGAAAUACUGGGACAAUGGCAUGACCAGCCUGGGCUCAGUCUGCAGAGAGAAAAUUGAAGCUGUCGCUGCAGAAUUAAAUGUUGACUGUGAAAUAGUGCGGACUUGGAUUGGAAACAGAAGACGGAAAUAUCGUUUAAUGGGGAUUGAAGUCCCACCCCCUAGAGGAGGCCCUGCUGAUUUCUCUGAUCAAUCAGAAUUUGGUACUAAAUCAUCACUUACUCCAGGAGAAGAAAUUGCUACCGAAGUGAGUGAUGAUAAUGAUAGGAAUGAUGAAGUAUCAAUCUGCUUAUCGGAAGGAAGUUCACAAGAAGAAGCCAAUGAAGCUCUUCAAAGUGAAGAUAUUGGCCAUAAAGAAGAGGAUCAAAAUCCAGUAUCUGCAGAUAAUGUGAAAAUAGAAAUUAUAGAUGAUGAAGAAAGUGAUAUGAUAAGUAAUUCUGAAGUGGAUCAAAUGAGUUCUCUCUUGGAUUAUAAGAAUGAAGAAGUUAGAUUCAUUGAAAACGAAUUGGAAAAUCACAAACAGAAAUACUUUGAACUACAGACAUUUACUAGAAGCUUGAUACUGGCUAUCAAAUCAGAUGAUAAAGAACAGCAGCAGGCACUGCUGUCAGAUUUACCUCCUGAAUUAGAAGAGAUGGAUUUCAAUCAUCCGUCUCCAGAGCCUGAUGAUACCUCAUUCAGCUUGUCAUCUUUAUCAGAGAAAAAUGCCUCAGACAGUUUGUGAUCUUUGGAGGAAAAAAAUACAUACAACACUUUUAGGCUGCCUAACAGGUGUGCAUUUGAAGAUAACUGCAUUUGUUACCUGAUAUCCUUCAAUCAGAAAAACCUGAGAGAAGUAGGCAGACCUUGCCGAAGGGGGAAUGGGAUAAUGUGGCUGCAGUUUUGCAGAGACGAGAAAUAUGGAACUUUGUGUUUGGCGAGCCAGAAAGCUAUAUAACAAAAUGUUUAGUUUUUAGCACCUCUGCCUUGAUUAGGGUAACGUCUAAUUUCCAAAAUAACUCUUACUUUGUAGCAAAACCUAUUCUGAGCAGGGAUCCAAGAAUGGAAAACAACUGUCCAGUGUUAUACAGCCAGGUAAUAUUUCAAUCUGCUUGUCACAUUAAAUUCACCAGUCCUGUUUGUUGUAACCAUUGCCUUUCCCCUUACUCCCUUCUUACUCAGGUAGGUGGACUAAAAAUUGGGAAUUCAGAUAGAAUAAUGGGCUUGUAAUGAACUGUUCUUGGACUCCUGUGAAAAUUUGAAUUAAAUCAGAGAUUAAAUUUAAAAAAUGCUUUUUUGUAUGUAACUACAAAUUGUUGAGUCACCCAUUAUCUCACCAAAAUGCCUGAAAACCAUUUGGAAGACUAACUGAAACAUUUGAAUUAGCUUUAAUAAAUUAUUGAUGUACAGAAGCAGUCUUAAAUGUUGUAAAAACUUAGACCCUCCCUGAAAAUUCUUGGUUACUGGAAAAAGAAAUGUUUCUAAUAUUCUCACUGUAGUGAUGGGAUUAGAUGAUAUCUUACACCAAUAGCUAGAGUUGUAUGGUCAUAGUAAUGCUUUUAUUGCACUGGAUUUUAGAAAGCCUGAAUAGCAAUGGCUGUGUUCAAGGUUUAAACAUCAGUUGGGUAGAUUUUCCACACUGCUUCAUUCUGUUGUAGCAGUGCCAUCAGCCAAAGACGGUUGUCAGUCCACCCCUUGAGUUGUUCUACCUUACAAAUUCCCACAGUGUAAUUCAUUUAGGGCCAUGUUGCACAUUACACUUAGGAUGUGCUAACUGCACUUAAAAUGUGAGUUUUCACAUGUUCAAGCAGUAAAACAUGCAACGUGAGAUUGUAUUGUAACAAAAUGUUAAAAUAUUUUGUGGGAAGAAUAUCUCCAGAUUGUAUUAAGUAGUAUGUUCUGCUAUUAUCAGACUGCUCAGAGAUUAUCAGAGAUAAUAAAAGUUCAAAAUUCUGGUGCAGUGCCAGGUCUGGGACUAACAAUCUGUUGAUUUUUGGCCCCAGCACUGCACUGGAGCAAGUCCAAAACUACUGUGUGAUGCUGGGAUGGCAGUCAGCUGAUUGUCAGUCCCAGCCCCAGCAGCAUCACACUGGAGCCAAUUCAGACUGCCAGCAGCAGAGACCCAGUUCUCCCCACAGAUCCAGCUGCAAAAGGCUUUGUUCCCUGUGCCUCCUUCCACUUGCCACCAACAGCAGAAACCCAGAUCACCCCAGCAUGCCAGGGGUAGGAACUCCUGGGCUGAACAGUGCUAGAGAUAUGCUGGGGAAGGUGCAGGCUCAGUACAGAGCUUGUAUGUACUCAUGGGUGGACAU
Molecule: messenger RNA, 4276 nt
Organism: Gavialis gangeticus (Gharial)
Lineage: Eukaryota; Metazoa; Chordata; Crocodylia; Gavialidae
Gene: HDX
Product: highly divergent homeobox
Exons: 10
Coding region: 616-2709 (697 amino acids)
Biological process (GO): regulation of transcription by RNA polymerase II
Molecular function (GO): RNA polymerase II cis-regulatory region sequence-specific DNA binding; DNA-binding transcription factor activity, RNA polymerase II-specific
Source: RefSeq, a predicted model, not a curated record